AUGAUUCCAGUCACUGAGCUGCGCUACUUUGCUGACACCCAGCCCGCGUACCGCAUCCUGAAGCCAUGGUGGGAUGUCUUCACCGACUACAUCUCCAUAGUGAUGCUGAUGAUUGCAGUGUUUGGAGGGACACUUCAGGUCACCCAGGACAAAAUGAUUUGCCUGCCCUGUAAAUGGAUUACCAAAGACUCUUGCAAUGACUCAGUCAGAGGUUGGACAGCUGCCACCCCGGAGCGUACCUACUAUAACUCUAAUCUUGUUCCCUCUACUGAUAUAGGGCCUACGGGGAUACGAUACGAUUUGGACCGGCACCAGUAUAACUAUGUGGAUGCGGUGUGUUAUGAGAACCGUCUUCACUGGUUUGCCAAGUAUUUUCCUUAUCUGGUGCUGCUACAUACUCUCAUCUUCCUGGCAUGUAGCAACUUCUGGUUCAAAUUCCCAAGGACCAGCUCCAAGCUGGAGCAUUUCGUGUCUAUUUUGCUUAAGUGUUUUGACUCUCCAUGGACAACAAGGGCGUUAUCUGAGACAGUGGUGGAAGAGAGUGAUACCAAGCCAGCAUUUGGGAAAAUGAAUGGCUCAAUGGACAAGAAAUCCUCCACAGUCAGUGAGGAUGUGGAAGCCACUGUCCCCAUGCUGCAGAGAACAAAGUCUCGAAUUGAGCAAGGGAUUGUGGACCGGUCUGAAACUGGUGUCUUGGACAAGAAGGAGGGUGAACAGGCCAAAGCACUCUUUGAGAAAGUGAAGAAGUUCCGCACGCACGUUGAAGAGGGAGAUAUAGUUUAUCGCCUGUACAUGAGACAGACCAUCAUCAAAGUGAUCAAGUUCAUUCUGAUCAUCUGCUAUACUGUUUACUAUGUCAACAACAUAACCUUUGAUGUUGACUGUAAAGUGGACAUUGAGAGCUUGACUGGCUACAGGAUGUACCGCUGUGCUCAUCCUUUAGCCACUCUUUUCAAGAUUUUGGCCUCUUUCUACAUCAGUCUGGUGAUAUUCUAUGGCUUGAUCUGCAUGUACACACUGUGGUGGAUGUUGAGGCGAUCACUCAAGAAAUACUCCUUUGAGUCCAUCCGGGAGGAGAGCAGUUACAGUGACAUCCCUGAUGUGAAAAAUGACUUUGCUUUUAUGCUCCAUCUGAUCGAUCAGUAUGACCCCCUCUACUCCAAGCGCUUCGCUGUCUUUCUGUCGGAGGUGAGUGAGAACAAGCUGCGGCAGCUGAACCUCAACAAUGAGUGGACUUUGGAGAAGCUGCGCCAGAGGAUCACCAAGAACUCCCAGGAUAAGCUGGAACUGCAUCUUUUCAUGUUGAGUGGCAUCCCUGACACGGUUUUUGACCUCAUUGAGUUAGAGGUCUUGAAGCUGGAGCUUAUCCCCGAUGUCACUAUUCCCCCAAGCAUUGCUCAGCUCACCAGCCUUAAGGAACUGUGGCUCUACCACACAGCUGCCAAAAUUGAGGCUCCAGCUCUUGCCUUCUUAAGGGAGAAUUUGAAGUCUCUCCACAUCAAGUUCACAGACAUUAAGGAGAUUCCUCUUUGGAUUUAUAGCCUGAAGACACUAGAGGAGCUUCACUUGACAGGGAAUUUGAGUGCUGAAAACAACCGGUACAUUGUGAUAGAUGGCUUGAGGGAACUGAAGAGGCUGAAGGUGUUGAGGUUGAAGAGUAACCUCACCAAGCUGCCACAGGUGGUGACAGAUGUUGGUGUGCAUCUUCAGAAGCUUUCCAUCAACAAUGAGGGCACCAAGCUUAUUGUUCUCAACAGCCUUAAGAAAAUGGUCAAUUUGACAGAGCUUGAGCUAAUCCGUUGUGACUUGGAACGCAUUCCUCACUCUAUCUUUAGCCUCCACAAUCUGCAGGAGAUAGACCUGAAGGACAAUAACCUAAAGACCAUUGAGGAGAUCAUCAGCUUCCAGCACUUACAUCGUCUCACUUGCCUUAAGUUGUGGUACAACCACAUUGCCUACAUCCCCAUGCAGAUAGGCAACCUCACCAACUUAGAACGCCUCUACCUGAACCGUAACAAGAUAGAGAAGAUCCCCACCCAGCUCUUCUAUUGCCGGAAACUUCGCUAUUUGGAUCUCAGCCACAACAACUUGACUUUUAUACCACCAGAUGUUGGACUUCUUCAAAACCUGCAGAAUCUGGCUGUGACAGCCAACAGGAUUGAGAGUCUCCCACCGGAGCUGUUCCAGUGCAGGAAGCUGAGAACAUUGAACCUGGGAAACAAUGUGUUGCAGUCACUUCCAUCCCGGGUUGGAGAGCUCACAAACCUCUCACAGAUAGAACUACGAGGGAACCGCUUGGAGUGCCUGCCUGUGGAGCUGGGGGAAUGUCCUCUGCUGAAACGCAGUGGGCUUGUGGUAGAGGAGGACUUGUUCAACACACUGCCCUUGGAAGUCAAAGAGCGGCUGUGGAGGGCAGACAAAGAGCAAGCUUGAAGCCCUGAAAAAAGGGAAAAGCCUCUGACCAGCUAGAAGGAAACAAAAGGCCAUUCCAGUCCCCUUUUCCCCAGAUCCUUCCCUUUCUCCCCUCUGAUCACUACCAGACUAGCCAAGGAGUCCCUGAAUAAACAUGACUCUGAGGCUGCUUCUUGCCUCAGAUGCGGGAUGGGGGAAGCUUGGGAUCAGGAUGAGGAUCAAAACAGAUUAGUUGGCCUCUGA
Molecule: messenger RNA, 2655 nt
Organism: Nestor notabilis (Kea)
Lineage: Eukaryota; Metazoa; Chordata; Aves; Psittaciformes; Psittacidae
Gene: LRRC8A
Product: leucine rich repeat containing 8 family, member A
Exons: 2
Coding region: 1-2433 (810 amino acids)
Molecular function (GO): protein binding
Source: RefSeq, a predicted model, not a curated record